Notothenia coriiceps (black rockcod) is the source of this 1365-nucleotide messenger RNA. RefSeq names its product olfactomedin 4, tandem duplicate 2 (gene olfm4.2). The record is from RefSeq and is a predicted model, not a curated record. The transcript is spliced from 5 exons. Lineage: Eukaryota; Metazoa; Chordata; Actinopteri; Perciformes; Nototheniidae. The coding region runs from base 1 to 1365 and encodes 454 amino acids. Gene Ontology annotation, biological process: signal transduction.
AUGCUUCCAAUUCCGCUGCUGCUGCUGCUCAGUCCUGCUUUGGCCUGGAUUCCCGUGCAUGACUGGGAGUCCGGCAAUGUGACUGCUUCAGUCAGUGAGUCAGGUCAGUGUGUUUGUCACGUGUAUCUGCCCAAAAUCACCUUCCCUGCAGACCGGGUUGAGCAUAUGCAGCAAGUCAGCCAUGAUCUGAUCCUGGAGGUGGACAUUCAGAUGAACAAGAUGAUAAGCUAUGUGGGUACGUUGGAGGGCUACUUGAAGGAACUGUCCGACUUGACUGUGAGAGUGUCCAUGCUGGAGAGCAGUGCUGACAAAUACAUCAAACUGGACUUUGAGCUGCUCAGGAUUGAGCUCAGAGAGUUUGAAUUGCUGGUGUCUCAGCUCAAAGACUCCCUCAACUCCACCUCUCCCAUGUUUGACAGUCUGUAUAUUGAGAUCCGUAACAUGACCCUCAUUGUGAACCAAUUGGAGACGUUCGACAAGAGCAACCUGGAGGUGAUCCGCCUUGAGUUCGCUAAGCUGCAGAAGAAGCUGGAGGAUUGCCAGAAGGACCAUGAUGUAAUCAAGCCAGAUAUUGGCAACUGCAAUGGCACAGGAAUAAUGAGCAUUGGCAAGCCAAUGGUGGUCCAACUGAAUGCUCAUUUGAAUGCAGGUUAUCAAUAUGGGGGCUGGGGAAAAGACUCCAAACCUGUAAGAGGCUAUGAAUCAAUGUACUUCUACGGUGCGUACACCAGUCACUAUAUAUAUGACUUCUAUUUGUACUCCAACUAUGAAAACCUGAUUCUGAGGUCAGCAUUGAAACACCAUGACUUACCAAAUGGGUGGGAAGGUACCGGUAACAAUUACAUUGUACAUAGUAACACCAUAUAUUACCAGCACAACACUCCUUUCAGCAUGAGCAAACUGAACCUGACCACUGUCAAAUAUGACUACAGAGUGAUCCCAUCUGCUAGUGCAAGUUUCUCGUACAGUUAUUCGCCCCAUCAGAACAUGGACUUUUCAGCAGAUGAAAAUGGCUUGUGGGUAAUGUAUGCCACAGAGGCGAGCAAAGGUAAAAUUGUCAUUGCUAAAAUAGAUGAGAAAUCUUUCGGCAUUGAAAAUGAGUGGAGCACCACUGCGUACAAGCAGUUGGCUGGCAACGCUUUCAUGGCCUGUGGAGUUAUGUACGCCACCAGGUCAGUGGAUCUGACCACAGAGGAGAUCUUCUAUGCGUACGACACCAGGACCAAUGAGGAGAAACACCUCAGCAUCCACUUCUCAAAGUUCCAAGAGAAAUACACCAACCUGCAUUACAAUCCUACCGAUCAGAAGCUCUACAUGUACAACAAUGGCUACUAUGUGUCCUACAAUGUGAGGUUUGACAAAUAA